Messenger RNA from Salarias fasciatus (jewelled blenny), 2804 nucleotides. RefSeq names its product cAMP-specific 3',5'-cyclic phosphodiesterase 4B-like. The record is from RefSeq and is a predicted model, not a curated record. The transcript is spliced from 16 exons. Gene Ontology annotation, biological process: signal transduction. Gene Ontology annotation, molecular function: 3',5'-cyclic-nucleotide phosphodiesterase activity. NCBI's taxonomy places the organism in Eukaryota, Metazoa, Chordata, Actinopteri, Blenniiformes, Blenniidae. The coding region runs from base 183 to 2804 and encodes 873 amino acids.
GCCGAGCUGUGGACAGAGCGGACGGCUGGCAGAGCACGCGCCGAUGGGGGCCGGUUGUGACCCGGUCUGACCCCGGUUUGACCUUGCAGUGACCUUUGACCUCUCCGGUCCUGGCUCUCCACCUGCUCUGCUGCCUGGGUUCCGGAACGCUCCGCCCUGGGGCCCAGAACGAGCCAAUCAGGAUGAAGAAGAGCCGCAGCGUGCUGUCGGUGACUGGAGAAGAGGGCAAUGACACAGAUAUAACAGGUGCUGGAGAAAAGGCGGAGUCAUCUCGCUACAGCCGUUCUUACACAUCCGGGGCCACGCUGGGGGCCGAGCUACGCAGAGGGAGGAGCAGAAGACUCUCACCAAGUCUCCAGGUGCCCUGCUGGCUCCGCCCUCGGGACCGCACACGGUCACCGGAGGUCCUGAGCAACGUGUCCCGUCCCACGACUCUGCCGCUUCGUAUCCCACCGCGGAUCUCCAUCACGCAGGCCGACGCCGACAGUUACGAAGCUGAAAAUGGCGUGUCACCAGGUCACACCCCGCUGGGCUCCCAGAGCCCCAGCCUCACCCUGAACACCUCCUUCCCCCAGGGCCAGAGACGGGAAUCCUUCCUCUACCGCUCCGACUCGGACUACGACAUGUCGCCCAAGACUGUCUCCCGCAACUCGUCCCUCGCCAGCGAAGGGCACACAGCAGAAGAUUUUAUUGUCACACCUUUUGCUCAAGUGCUGGCCAGUCUGCGGUCGGUGCGGAGCAACUUCACCAUCCUCGCCAACGUCUCCACGCCGACAGUCAAGAGGUCUCCUCUGGGCGGAGUGUGUGUCAGUCCCAGGGCAACACUUUCAGACCAGCAGUACCAGCAGCUUGCCCUGGACACACUGGAGGAGCUGGACUGGUGCCUGGACCAGCUGGAGACCAUCCAGACUCACCGCUCUGUCAGUGAAAUGGCCUCCAACAAGUUCAAGAGGAUGCUGAACAGAGAGCUGUCCCACCUGUCAGAGAUGAGUCGCUCUGGGAACCAGGUGUCCGAAUACAUCUCCAGCACCUUCCUGGACAAGCAGAACGAGGUGGAAAUCCCGUCUCCGACUCUGAAAGACAAGCCGAUGAGUCACAUCAGCGGAGUGCGGAAACUGUCUCACAGCUCCAGCCUCUCCAGCACUUCCAUGCCUCGCUUCGGCGUCAACACGGACCACGAAGACGAGCUCGCCAAGGAGCUGGAGGAUCUGGACAAGUGGAGUUUUAACAUUUUCAGAGUAGCAGAAUUCUCCAACAACAGACCUCUCAGCUGUGUCAUGUACGCCAUCUUCCAGGAGCGAGAGCUGUUGAAGACGUUCCGCAUCCCCGUCGACACCUUCGUCACCUACGUGAUGACCCUGGAGGACCAUUACCACGGCAACGUAGCGUACCACAACAGCCUCCAUGCUGCAGAUGUCACCCAGUCCACACACGUCCUCCUGUCCACGCCUGCUCUCGACGCCGUCUUCACGGACCUGGAGAUCCUCGCCGCUCUGUUCGCUGCAGCUAUCCACGACGUCGACCACCCCGGGGUCUCCAACCAGUUUCUCAUCAACACCAACUCGGAGUUGGCCCUCAUGUACAACGACGAGUCGGUGCUGGAGAACCACCACCUCGCCGUGGGCUUCAAGCUCCUGCACCAGGAAAACUGUGACAUUUUCCAGAACCUCACCAAGCGGCAGCGGCAGAGCCUUCGCAAGCUGGUCAUCGACAUGGUGUUGGCCACAGACAUGUCCAAACACAUGACCCUGCUGGCCGACCUGAAGACCAUGGUGGAGACCAAGAAGGUGACGAGUUCCGGCGUGCUGCUCCUGGACCACUACACCGAGCGGAUACAGGUUCUGAGGAACAUGGUGCACUGCGCUGACCUGAGCAACCCCACCAAGCCGCUGCCGCUGUACCGACAGUGGACGGAGAGGAUCAUGGAGGAGUUCUUCCGGCAGGGCGACAAGGAGCGCGAGCGGGGGAUGGAGAUCAGCGCCAUGUGCGACAAACACACGGCGUCGGUGGAGAAGAGUCAGGUGGGUUUCAUCGACUACAUCGUCCACCCGCUGUGGGAGACGUGGGCCGACCUGGUGCACCCGGACGCCCAGGAGCUGCUGGACACGCUGGAGGAGAACCGGGAGUGGUACCUGAACACCAUGCCGCAGUCGCCGUCGCCCCCGCCGGACCGACACCUGCAGCACGACCGCUUCCAGUUCGAGCUCACCCUGGAGGACCUGGAGCACAACAACCACAACCACAUCCACCACCUGAGGAGCGGCGGCCGGAGGAGCGAGCGCAGCGGACACAGGGACGUCGGCGACGAGGGCGACGAGGGCGGCGGCGGCAGCCCGCCGGAGCCCAACGGGGAGGGACAGAACCACCUGGAGGCCGGGAGGGACGACGAGGAGAAUCACAACAGCGAACACAACGGAGUCCAGGAGGAAGGAGAGGAGGAGGAGGCGCAGGAUGAAGAGCAAGUACAAGAAGAGGAAGAGGCGGAGCAAACUGAGGAGGUGAACGAUGCUGAAGAGCAGGACGAGGGAGAGGAGGGAGUGGAGCAAGAGGAAGGUGAUGUGGAAGACAAAGAAGAAGAAAUAGAUGGGAAUAAAGAAGGCGAGGAAGAGGAGGAGAAGAAUGAGGAGGUGGAUGGGGAGGGAGAGGCAGAGGAGAAGGUGGAAGAAGAGGAGGAGGAGGAGGAGCAGGGAGAGGCAGAGGAGAAGGAGGAAGAGGAGGAGCAGGGAGAGGAGGAAGAGAAGGAGGAAGAGGAGUCACAAACAGCUGGAGAAGAGGAGGAGGCGCCAGAGGAAGAGGAGAGCUAG